GUAAACAAAAAUCGCCACCACAAAAAGAAAAAAGAAGGAAACGAUGUCGAAGAUGGUUAUGUUGCUGAGCUCCGAUGGUGAAUCUUUCCAGGUCGAAGAAGCAGUCGCGGUCCAGUCACAGACGAUAGCACAUAUGAUUGAAGACGAUUGCGUCGCCAAUGGAGUCCCUAUCGCAAACGUUACAGGAGUCAUCCUCUCGAAGGUGAUCGAGUAUUGCAAGAAACACGUCGUUUCUGAUUCACCAACCGAAGAGAGCAAAGACGAACUCAAGAAGUGGGACGCUGAGUUCAUGAAGGCCCUGGAACAGUCGUCGACUCUCUUUGAUGUUAUGCUGGCUGCGAAUUACCUAAACAUAAAAGACCUGCUUGACCUUGGUUGCCAAACUGUUGCUGACAUGAUCACUGGCAAGAAACCAGACGAGAUUCGUGCACUUCUUGGCAUCGAGAACGAUUUUACACCGGAGGAGGAAGAGGAGAUUCGUAAGGAGAAUCAAUGGGCUUUUGAAUGAUUCUUUAGUUUUCUUUUUCGACGUUAGUGUGCUUUCUGAUCUUCUUUAUCAAGAUCAAUGUCUCGUGUUCUUUUUUCUUUAGUUUGUUUCCGAUCUCUUGAACAGUGUCUUUUGUUCUUUCUUCUCUUGUGUGUAUGUGUGUUUUCUUGAUCAAUGUGACUUCGUUAUUGUCUUUUCUAA
Messenger RNA from Arabidopsis thaliana (thale cress), 688 nucleotides. It is a transcript of the gene SK13, whose product is annotated as SKP1-like 13. Gene Ontology annotation, biological process: jasmonic acid mediated signaling pathway; ubiquitin-dependent protein catabolic process; protein ubiquitination. Gene Ontology annotation, cellular component: nucleus. Lineage: Eukaryota; Viridiplantae; Streptophyta; Magnoliopsida; Brassicales; Brassicaceae. The record is from RefSeq and is marked reviewed. Bases 44 to 508 code for a protein of 154 amino acids. The transcript has a single exon.